Messenger RNA from Eremothecium sinecaudum, 1494 nucleotides. It is a transcript of the gene TAF8, whose product is annotated as Taf8p. Gene Ontology annotation, biological process: transcription initiation at RNA polymerase II promoter. The record is from RefSeq and is a predicted model, not a curated record. Gene Ontology annotation, cellular component: transcription factor TFIID complex. Bases 1 to 1494 code for a protein of 497 amino acids. The transcript has a single exon. Lineage: Eukaryota; Fungi; Ascomycota; Saccharomycetes; Saccharomycetales; Saccharomycetaceae.
AUGACGGCAAAUGACUCUGGGACGAAAAGCGACCGUGAUCGCGAGUCCGGAGCGGCGAUUCAAUUGAAGAAGCUGCCAAAUUUGCAGGAAAUCUCAAAUAAGAAUCCAAUGCGAAUACUGCUCUCACAUUCUAUUGCUCUGCAGUUAAAAACAAUGAAUUCUGGCGUUACGAUUACUCAGUUGGGGUUUGAUAACUUACUGCAGUUUAUAGAGCUACAGAUGGACGAUAUGUUUCAGAUAUUACAUGGUCUGGCCAAUAUACAGCGCAGGAAUGAGAUCUCUGUGAAAGAUAUGAAGUUGUUUAUGAAGGGAUCUGGGAUUGACUGCAGUGCAUUAUAUCAUGAGUUCCAACGAUCGGAAUUGAUAAAGCAGAGAUUUGAAUCGGAUUAUAAGCAUCUGGAGAAAAAAGGUGUUGAAAUUGUAGAAAAAUGGCAUAGACCGAUGAGUAGCGACGAGCUGCUGUCUAGUCCCUGUGCCGACUUUUUUUUUAAGGAUGUCGAUAUUUUAAACCUGGUGCCGCCCACGAAUACCAACAAUAAGUACGUCCCAAAGUGGCUUCCAGACUUUCCUCCGGACCACACUUAUCGUUUUACUUCGCUGUAUAACAGGCCUGUUACUGAUGAAAGAGAAAUGAAAAAAAGGCUCUUCGAGGAAGGGCAGCUUUCUGAGAUUGCAUUGCUUAACAUGUUUGGUGGAACCAGGGAUAAGAAGUUUGCUGCGCUUGAUGCUGCAACAAAAGAGCAACUCUAUAAGGAAAGCCAAGAAGAGACUAUCCUUGUCUUUGGUCCUCCCUCAAAACGACAACAGCGCAACAAAUUGACCAGCAGUAGCCGAAGCCAUAUCACCAAAGGUUUCAAUAUCGAGGAAUACGCCCGCUCUAGAGUAGAACUGGCAAGGCAACAGGUAGAAGAGUUCGAAAACCAUAAGCUUCAGGCCCAAAAAAAUCCGUUUAUAAGAGCCGCAAACAUUUGCUCCCCAUAUGGAACUGGUCCGAAACUGUCUCGCAAGUCUGCUGAUAGGGAAUUCAGCAUUCUGCUGCAGCGCAGCUACAUCGGAGUUCUGAAAUCCAUACCGCACCUAAAGCGCCUCAAGGAAAAGGAAAUAAAGGCGGCCAUAGAGCGCGAGCGAGAAAACCGUGCCCGACUCAGAGAAGAGCAGGAACGCAAGCACGCUGAGCAGGGUGUAGUAGAUCUUGGUGCCCUCCACGACGACUCGCUUUUAGCUGGUCUUGACUCCAGCGACAGCGAAGAUGAACAACCUCCUCAACAACCUUCACUGCCCCAAGGAGCUCCUUCUCCCUCUCAGUUCUAUCCUACAUUACCUUCUCUACACAAUUCGCCGGCCCCCGAAAGGCAAAUAGCUCCAGACAUCUCCGCCAUACCCCACUCAGAAGCUACUACUCCGCUACCACUUCAAGAAACUCCACCAAAGGGUCAAACAUCUCCUUCAAUUCCGUUACGAGGCAGUAUACAACAGAGUGCCAAUCCUGAAUGA